GCCGGGGCCGGUUCCGCGCGCAGGGAUUUUUAAAUGUCCCGCUCUAAGCCGGGCGCAGGAGCAGCCGGCUCGGCAGCCAGCGCGGUGUAGGGGGCAGGCGCGGAUCCCGCCACCGCCGCGCGCAGGGCCCGCCGCCGCCGCCUCCCGACUCCCCGCUCGCUGCGCAUCUCCUGUCUCCCGUCUCCUGCCCCGGCUCGUGCACCGCUGUCUGCCGUGGAGACGGCUUCGGGCCCGCGGUGCUAGCUGAAGCCCCACGCCAUGCCGAGGGAGAGGAAGGAGAGGGAUGCAAAGGAACGGGAGACCAUGAAAGACGAAGGUGGCACCGACUUCACCCUCCGCACCAGGAAAAGGAAGGCAGAUGUGGCUGUUUUUUUGCAGGAUCCAGAUGAAGAAAUUGCCAAGCUCGACAGGCCUGUGCGAGGCCAGUGUGGCAGUCAGCUGUGGGACAACAAUGCAAACCCCUGCCCCUCGAUCCCCACACCCGACAAGGAAGACGACGAGCUGGUCUAUGCAAACACCACGUUUGAUCCUCACAGCCUGGCGCCCCCCAGAGCCUCGCCGCUGCCUGUCCUGAACUGGGCCAAUAGAGAGGAGGUUUGGAAGAUCAUGUUAAACAAGGAAAAGAAAUACUCCCGGGAUCAGCACUUUCUGCAGCGCCACCCUCUCCUGCAGCCGAAGAUGCGAGCCAUUCUCCUGGACUGGCUGAUGGAGGUGUGUGAAGUCUAUAAGCUUCACAGGGAGACGUUUUACUUGGCGCAGGACUUCUUUGAUCGGUACAUGGCCACUCAAGAAAAUAUUGUAAAAACACUUCUACAGCUUAUUGGGAUUUCAUCGUUAUUUAUUGCUGCCAAACUUGAGGAAAUCUAUCCUCCUAAAUUGCACCAGUUUGCCUAUGUUACAGACGGGGCUUGUUCAGGGGAUGAAAUUCUUACCAUGGAAUUAGUGAUUAUGAAGGCCCUCAAGUGGCACUUAACUCCUCUCACCAUUGUAUCCUGGCUGAAUGUGUACAUGCAGGUCGCGUAUCUGAAUGACGUGUAUGAAGUGCUGCUCCCGCAGUACCCCCAGCAGAUCUUCAUACAGAUUGCAGAGCUUUUGGACCUCUGUGUCCUGGAUGUCGACUGCCUAGAAUUUUCUUAUGGCAUCCUGGCUGCUUCUGCCUUGUAUCAUUUCUCUUCAUCCGAACUGAUGCAGAAGGUUUCAGGAUAUCAGUGGUGCGACAUAGAGAAGUGUGUGAAGUGGAUGGUUCCAUUUGCCAUGGUCAUAAGAGAGACGGGAAGUUCCAAACUUAAGCACUUCAAGGGGGUCCAUGCUGAAGACGCACACAACAUCCAGACCCACAUCAACAGCUUGGAUUUGCUGGACAAAGCCCAAGCAAAGAAAGCCAUAUUGUCCGAACAAAAUAGGAUUUCUCCUCUCCCCACUGGGGUCCUUACCCCGCCGCAGAGCGGCAAGAAGCAGAGCAGCGAGCAGGAGAGCGUGUGACCACACCAGCCUGCUCCACCAAAGAGUCGCAUAGAGGUGCCUACUCCCAGUUCCCCUGUCUGCUGCAUUUGCUUUUACAGAUAUGUAAGUGGAAGAGUGUACCUCUUCCACAACAGAAGUCCUUCUGUGGAUGACAUGGGACAGGGAGAAGUGAUUUUUUUUUU
Messenger RNA from Ochotona princeps (American pika), 1646 nucleotides. It is a transcript of the gene CCNE1, whose product is annotated as cyclin E1. Lineage: Eukaryota; Metazoa; Chordata; Mammalia; Lagomorpha; Ochotonidae. The transcript has 12 exons. The coding region runs from base 259 to 1482 and encodes 407 amino acids. Gene Ontology annotation, biological process: G1/S transition of mitotic cell cycle; regulation of cyclin-dependent protein serine/threonine kinase activity. The record is from RefSeq and is a predicted model, not a curated record. Gene Ontology annotation, molecular function: cyclin-dependent protein serine/threonine kinase regulator activity. Gene Ontology annotation, cellular component: centrosome; cytoplasm; nucleus.